UUCACAGCUAAUCUCUAGCUAGGCGAGCGUUGAGAGCGAGCAGGAAACGCGUCUCGUCUCGUCACGUCGUGUUCGAUCGUCUGGAGAAUGUUUUCACCAACUCUCCACCCGGCUACUAAUCCUCGGGUUUUUAAAUCCUCCCUUCCUCAGAUCCUCCAAUCAACAUAACACUUGGCUCGUAGUCGUCGUCGUCGUUGUCGUCGUCGUCUUCUUCUUCUGGCUAGUAGGGUUUUAUCAUCCGGCCGCUCAUCGCUGCCAACAAUCUGCUGUUACUUCGAUUCUGCCGUCUUUCACAUGGUACUAGCUAGCGGUACGGUGGUUGUACUGUUGCUCUAGCCGCGUCCGCGCGUGUGGUUGAUGCAAUGUAGUGCGCGCGCAUCGAUCAUAUUCAUAUCCAUAAUUCCAUAUCCAUAUCGGGACGACGACGACGUGCUGGUCGAUAUAUGGAGCAGAGGCAGCAGGAGCGGAGGACCGUGCCGACGACGACGACGUGCGGCGGGCGGCGCGCGAGGGCGGAGACGCGGCACCCGGUGUACCGAGGGGUGCGGCUGCGGGCGGGCAAGUGGGUGUCGGAGAUCCGCGAGCUGCGCAAGCCCAGCAGGAUCUGGCUCGGCACGUACCCCACGCCCGAGAUGGCCGCCGCGGCCUACGACGCCGCCGCAUUAGCGCUGCGGGGCGCCGGCGCGGCGCUCAACUUCCCCGACGCGGCGACGGCGCGGCCGCCGCCCGCGUCCGCGUCCGCGGAACACGUCCGGGCCGCGGCUGCGGCGGCAGCGGCCGCGGCCGCGGUGGGCUUGGGCGACAGCCGGCACUUCCACGGAAGGAGCGACCGGCGCGAGGUGCGUGGUCACAGUCACAGUAGCGGGGCCGACGAGUACGAGAGGUGCCACGGCGGCGGCGGCGCGGGCUCUAUGGAGGGCGUCGUGGACGAGGACGACCUGUUCGAGAUGCCGCGGCUCAUGCUGAGCAUGGCGGAGGGGUUGAUGAUGACCCCGCCCGUGCUGGGCCCUGCCCCUGCGGCGGCGGCGCUGGACGGCGACGAGGAAGGUGUCAGCCUGUGGGAUCACUCCUGAUGCGCUAGCUGGCGAAUCACACUACUGCUUCGACUUCGAGUAGUGGCAGGGGCAGGUGGUGUAAUACUGUAAUGUAAGAUGAGGACGCGCGCCACGUGCCGUCCCAUUGGAGAGCGUACAUGUGGUGGGCGAUCACACACCUGAUGUGGACAGAGGGAUGUGUUGGUGGUAGCCGGUAGGCCAACAUGUAUACGCUCUGCGAUGCACUUGUACGCACGUUACGUAGCAUGAAUCAUGGAAUGCAUGCAGACACGACACGAAUACGCACGUAUAACGAGUUUCCUACGUAUAUACUGUAGCUAUAGUUGCCGUUGUAUAUGGUGUUUUGAACCUCGGGCUAAUCACUACCUCUACUAUAUAUUAAACACUAGUUUUUUUAGUUC
This is a messenger RNA of Zea mays, 1456 nucleotides long. Its product is annotated as ethylene-responsive transcription factor ERF027. Bases 444 to 1073 code for a protein of 209 amino acids. Gene Ontology annotation, molecular function: DNA-binding transcription factor activity; DNA binding. NCBI's taxonomy places the organism in Eukaryota, Viridiplantae, Streptophyta, Magnoliopsida, Poales, Poaceae. The record is from RefSeq and is a predicted model, not a curated record. The transcript has a single exon. Gene Ontology annotation, biological process: regulation of DNA-templated transcription.